AUGGCCCUGAGUAAUCCCAGCAGCCCGGACCCGGUCUACACCCCAGGUACGGCUCGGGGCGCCAAACUGGCAGCUCUGCUGGUGGACGCGGGGACUUCGCUGGUCAGGAAAAUAUUUGAAGCUGAAGUCCAGAAAAUGAACCCCCCAAGUCUUCGUCAGCAGCUAGAGAAGUAUAGGGGAUGCCUUUAUGACGGACACAAAGCCUGCGACAAGAAAGAUAAAAAGCACAAGAAACAUUUCAAGUUGUAUGGGGAACAGAAGAAGACACUGUAUCCAGACAAUGGUGUUUCUCCAGAUAAUACGCAGGGGUUCGACAUAACACUCUUAGAAUGCCUGAUGAAAGAACUGGUGUGGUUAGAACUCGGCAGGGAUGCACAGAAGUCGACCGAACGGGACAAACUCCGACGUUUCAGAAACGCCAAUUACGGACACAUCAAAAGCACGGACCUGUCUGAAGGAGAAUUUGACAGAUUGUGGAAUGAACUGACAGAAAUCCUGGUCGCUCUCGGCGGAAAAAGAGACAAGAUUGCAGAGAGGCGCAACCGUAGCAUCGACCCGGAGCUGGAAGUGAAGUACUUUAGCCUUUUGGAAAAACUGUACAAGGAAGACAUCAUCGCCUGUCUGAAGGACCAUUAUGCUACAGAGUAUGCGCAUGUGCGGCCUCUACCGUGGUGCGAAGACCUCAACCUGCAUCUUGGAGAAGUCUACACCAACCUGCAGCUCCAACAAAGGGACAAUAGGGGACACUUUAAGGACACUGGCACUAUCGUAAGCUUAGCUGAUAUUUACAUGGCAAAUGAAGGUGAAGAUAGUCACAUUAACAUCAGGUCAGCUGUCAGAAAGAUACGAGUAGAGGGGGACCCUGGUAUUGGGAAGUCGUGCUCUUGUCAGAAGCUUGCCUAUGAUUGGUCCUGUGGGGAACUGGAAAGGUUUAAGGUCGUGUUCUUUCUGGAAAUGCGACACUUAGUCGGAAACGUAAAGGAUGAAAUAGUUGAGCAGAAUCUGAUACCAAAAGACACAAAAACAACCAGGGACGAGCUUUGGUCUUAUGUUGAAGAGAACCAGGAUGAUGUACUUUUCAUCCUGGACGGUCUAGAUGAGCUCAGUCAGACAGCUAGGGAAGUCACAGAUGUGGUGGACUUGAUUCAGGGUAAAAUCCUCAGGAACUGUCAUGUCCUGGUGACCUCCAGGCCGUACCACUGUGUCGAAGACGUGGACAAAUGUCACCAGUUUUACAGAAUUGUAGGCUAUACUAAGGAAACUUCAGAAGAGUUCAUACACAAAUACUUUUGUAAUUCCCCAGAAUCUGCUUCUAAACUAGUGGAACUGAUUCAAAGUAACAGGAAUCUGUCAGAACUAGUGGUUAAUCCCCUCAACAAUGUGCUCAUUUGUGAAGUGUGGGAAGAAAACAACAGCAAAUUGCCCUCUAGCAAAGCUGAACUUUAUGAACUGAUUGUACUUUCAGUUGCAAAGCGAUUCUGUACAAAGAAAAGCCUUCCAAUGGAAGGUGAACAACUUCCUCCCGAAAUUGAAGAAGCCUUGCGAGGCCUGGGAAAGCUGUCAUGGGAGGGGCUAGAGCAGGAGCAGCUCCAGUUUAACAUAGCUGAGAUCACAAGGAAGUAUGGCACAACCGCCGAUAACAUGUUGAACAUGGGCCUCCUGACGAGAGAUUACUCUUUCUCAAAAAUCAAACGCACCUGCUUGUGCGCGUUCCUGCACAAAACGUUUCAAGAAUACAUGGCCGUCCGCUACAUCAGUGGCUUGGGCACGGAAAAGAGAAGCAGAGAAGAGGGGAUGACAUGUCUUCGUAGUUUGUUUGGCUUAACAAAGGCUUAUAACGUCAACUGGAAAAUGAUGAUCAGUGGUUUUGGGGCAAGUUUGACAAGGUUUAUUCGUAGUUUGUUUGGGUAUACAAAUGCUUCUGACAUCAACAGGGAGUUGAUCUUAAGUAGUCGCCGUAAAUACUGGGAGAUUCAAAACUGGUUACUUUUAAUCCUGGGUGAGAAGGCUGACCCUCUGUUUGACAUGUUUGCAGAGGAACUAAGGAAAGCCCAAACUGAUGAGGACAGAGCAGUUUUGUCUUUUGUGUGUAUCACGUGGCUUGGCAAAACUUCUGCAGGUGGUAAAAUGUCUGAGAUUGUGGCUCCUUUUCUGUCUCAGCACCUAACUAAUAACCUGGGUGGUUUGAGUGAUCAAUAUGAUGAUCAUUUUGAUUGGUUUGUAGGGUUGACACACGUACUGACCUGUCAAAAGAAACUCAGUGUGAGUAACAAUGCAAGGGUGGCACAGCAUCUGACAGUCGAUUGCGGUCAUAUAACUGCCAGUUCUUCAGAACAAGAGAAACUCGACUUGUUGGAAAACACAUUGUCAGAUUAUGGCAAGAUUCGCUCCGUGACAUUACUUGAGGCUGGCGGUGGUACGAGGCAAAGUUGCCAUAACUUCUCACUGCACACAUUCAUACCUCGGUGUGGAACAGAAAGUUUGUCCAUCUUUAUCAACCCCGGUUUUACAUUAUAUUUGUCACUGCGAAGCUCAUUGGAACAGCUUUCAGAGGCACCAAUGGUAGAGAAUAUCAGAAUCACAGUAGGUGGUGUCACGAGUGAUAUGUUUGGGCCUGAUGUAGACUUCUCAGAAUAUGACAGGUUGUUGGCUUAUAUGAUUAGCAGGCAGAACUCUCUUAGGUCCAUGAGACUAGAGAUAUUCGAGUGGCACCGUAACGAUCCUGACACCAGGGGCUUCGGUAACCUCACAGCGACCCUACAGAGCAUCUCCGAACAUGCAUGUCUCCAAAACGUUGAGUUAGAUCUUCCACGGAACGAUAUAUUGGCGAUGUCAUCAGACGUUAGAUUUGGGGUGUUUGGUAUGGUCAACAAAGUGCUAAUGGUGAAGUACAAAACACAUGAGACAUUCGAUGUUGAGCCAAUGGUGCACGAACUCACAGAAUGUAUAAAGAAGAACAAUGUCCUAAAGACACUAAGGCUGAGAUGGAAACUCUGGGAUAACCGAAAUAUAACCAAUAAAGUUUACCAUGGAGUCUGCAACAGUCAGUCCCUCUCCAACCUGUGUUCCGCGAUCCGGAGGAACCGGACUCUGGAGACGCUAGAGAUUGACGGGAUGUUGUCCGAGUCCCAGUCAGGACCACAGGCAGAGAUAGUUGCCAAGUUACUGAGUAAUAAACCUAGCAACUACAAGGAGCUCAAUAUAACUAUGUUUAGCCACACGUUCGUUGAGGAUUUUGUCAUGUUUCCGGCUUCUUGGACUGGGCAAUAAAACAUGUUUGAAAGCCAGUUGCCCAUCAUCAUAGAUGUAGAAGCUAAAACACAUAUAGUCACUCCAGCGAAAACAAAAUGUGACCUUUUUUUUAUUUAAAGUUCCCUUAACAUCAUUCUGGAGACCACUGGUCGCAUGUUAAACCGCUGCCAACACAGCAUACAUAAGUUAUGAAGUUUUUGGGACAGAGGUAGAUAUGUGUUCAGUCAAUUGCAAUUAGAUGUCUCCAUUGCAUCCAGUGUUAGAUUUCUGCAAACAUUUACGGUGUAUCAAGAUAUUUCCCCCAUUUGCAAGGGAACAAGACCUUUCAAAACUACCUACAUGUAUUUUUUUGACACUGAAAAAAAAGAAUGUUAGAUAUGACGAGGGCAC
This is a messenger RNA of Branchiostoma floridae (Florida lancelet), 3642 nucleotides long. RefSeq lists its product as uncharacterized. The record is from RefSeq and is a predicted model, not a curated record. NCBI's taxonomy places the organism in Eukaryota, Metazoa, Chordata, Leptocardii, Amphioxiformes, Branchiostomatidae. The transcript has a single exon. The coding region runs from base 1 to 3270 and encodes 1089 amino acids.